Molecule: messenger RNA, 9079 nt
Organism: Oxyura jamaicensis (ruddy duck)
Lineage: Eukaryota; Metazoa; Chordata; Aves; Anseriformes; Anatidae
Gene: ADORA2A
Product: adenosine A2a receptor
Exons: 3
Coding region: 2575-3885 (436 amino acids)
Biological process (GO): G protein-coupled adenosine receptor signaling pathway; adenylate cyclase-activating G protein-coupled receptor signaling pathway
Cellular component (GO): membrane
Molecular function (GO): G protein-coupled adenosine receptor activity
Source: RefSeq, a predicted model, not a curated record
GGCUUCGGUUUCUUCUGUAGAAUCAGAAGAUGCUUCUCCCCUCACUAAGGUCGCAUCUGAGUCAGGAAUAAUUGUUGGUUGUAUUGCACUUUUUUUUUUUCUAAAGUAAACCUCUGUAGAUCGGAAUGGCCAGAUGGCGCAUACAAGUCUCAGUUAUGGAAAAUAUCCUCAGGAGGUACUUUGAGGUCAUCUAAUCUAUGCCUCUGCCCAAAGGCAGGAUCAGCUGUGCUUGUGCCUUUCCUGUGACAGCUAUUUCUCCAUCCUGCUCCUUGGGACCUGCGGUGGCGCCUCCAUGCUUUCCUGCAAUGCAGGAAAGACCCCAGUGUCCAGCUUCAGUUUCCUUUGCUGUAACUCAUUUGUCCAUGGUGGACAACCCACAGAGGGAUCAGGGAAGAGAAUGUAGAACUCCUUGAGCAAAUGCAGGUAGUUGUUAAGUGGCAGUUUGUAAGGGUUUGAUCUCUUUCCCUCCUCCACCUGAGUUCUGUAAGGAGCAAACCAUACAAAACGUGGCUAACUUGUCUGUAUGGUUGGAGGUCAGCAGCAGCGUGGGAGGGAUGGGGUAAGUAGGCUGUGCUACAUCUCCGGAUGGUGGUACGACUGCAAAGUGAGGAUAAAGUUGCUCGGAUAAACACACAGCGAUGAGGUUAUGAAAAGAGCUGAUGAGCCACUAAAGGAAUGCUUUGGAAAGUUCAGAGAAGAGCCAAGCACAUCAAGAUGGCUUCUGUAAAACAUCUGUGUUCAGGGUGAUCGCUGGUGUUAGGCAAAAGUGUUAACAAAGCUUUGGCACGUGUCUGAGCGCAAGCAUUGUCCCUUCCUGUUCAGGACACCCGGGGUUUAAUUCAGUGCUUUAAGCAGACAUUAGUGCUGUUUGUGGCAUCCCAGUGGGGCUGGCAGAGAAUCAGAGAAUAGAAUAGUACCGAAGGGAGAUACGUGCCUUUCUGAAGCGAUGGCAGAGGCUCUGGUGAUGGUUUGGAGCACUUUAGAUGUCCCUAUUCCCUAUCCACAUACAUUUAAGCAACCUGCUCAAACCCCAUCACUUUAUUUUGACAUGCUCUGGAGAACGGUUGCUUUUCCAUCAUUGGGCCUAUUAGUUGACUAAUUAAGGAAAAAAAAAUGGUAGAAUAAAAUACGACAAAUCUGACAGAAAUUAUAUGUAAAUGCCAUCACAAAAGAUAUACAAGAGCAGGAGUACUGAAACCUCCUUGCUCUCAAAGCAGCAAUAAAUCCAGUGCCAGGAAGGCCAGGCUUGAAACUUUGUUUUGAGGCUAUUGCUGGUGUUAUUUUUAAUUUUAUCUAUCUCCAUAUGUUUUGAAAAGUUACACAUUUCAAGCCCAAAUAAAAUAAGUAAUUUUCUACAACUACAGCAGUGGAAGGCAGGAUUUGAAAAGAAAUGACAGCUACAAGAUGGAUCGUGUUUAUCUUAGGUGAUAGGUCAGAGGUUGCAUGCAGCAGGCUUAUCGCUAUCUGACAGGUAACAAGAUAAAGGCCAGGUGUUACAUGGGGAUGUGGAAAGACCUAAAAACAGGAAUACUGAAUACUUUCCAUGGCAUUUUUAGGGAACAUUUGCAAACAAUGCAUCUGAGACAAUGGAAAAGUUAGCGGGGGGUGAAACUUCUUGCAGAGAUGGUUUGAGCCAGGGACAGGGGGAGGGAAAGGCUCUCUUGUACAGAGGAUGAGGGAAUCUUCCUGUCCCUCGCUGCCUCAAGGAGAGGAAAGGGGGGUUUUCCUGCAGCUUUGGAGACGUGACGAAUGACAUGCUGGGCUUCUGUCUGUACGUUGAUUAGCAUUUGUGAUUACACUCAGAUCCAGGGUGGAAGGCACUCAGCUGUUCUCAGGAGGCCUCCGGUACUUGCAGAUUGGGGCUGUUUUAUCUGCCAGCCGGCUGAGAUACAGCGCUCCCUGCCUCCUGUCACAGGGACACUUGUGGCUCCUUGUUCAGCAGCUCCUCAAGGAGGGCAGGAGAGGGACCGUUCUCUCAGCUGAGCCUGAGCCAGCGCCAGCUGGGGGUCAUGUCUGCAUAUCUCUCUGCACCAGAGUCCUCGUGCAUCUGAGAAACUAUAGAAGAAGUUGAAUGUUUGCUUCAGCUGAAGAGAACGUUUCCCAAGUCCUGGGCAGAAAAAGGGAAAAAGAGAACCAGAGGAUGGUGUGUAUGACAGGAAGCCAUGACUAGCAGCGUGAUUGUCAACAGGAAACAAAAAUUCACAGCCGAUGUGACGCCACCAUCCAGCACACUUGCUGUGUCGUGUUGCCUGCCGGACUUUGUGGCCUGGGAAGCAGUGUUUGUCUACGUGAGGUAUUCUCCUGUCCAUUCAUCUGCUGGAGUUUGAAUUACUCUACAUCUGGUUAAUCUACUUGGCUGGAGUUGGCAGGCCCCGUUUUCUUUACACCUGCUCCUGCCAAGAUCUUCAGCCGCCAUGUGGAGAAAGGUGUGAGGGUGAGCCACCCUCGCUGGCUGGCAGCUGAGUGCUCCUCAGACCCCGGACAGCUUUGAGGUGUCUUGGCUGUUCAGUGCUCUGCAGAUAUGAACGCUGAGCUUUUCUGGCACGUUCUCACGUUGGCCUGGUCGCUCUCACCAUGCUAGUACAUGGGAAAGAAGACUUCCUCUCAGACAUAGCUUACAUCAUCCUGGAACUGGUCAUUGCGGUGCUGGCCAUCCUGGGCAACAUCCUGGUCUGCUGGGCAGUCUAUUUGAAUAGCAACCUGCAGAACGUCACCAACUACUUCGUGGUGUCCCUGGCUGCUGCUGACAUUGCGGUGGGAGUGCUGGCAAUCCCCUUUGCCAUCACCAUCAGCACUGGCUUCUGUGCCUUCUUCUAUGGCUGCCUCUUCAUUGCCUGCUUCGUCCUGGUCUUGACUCAGAGCUCCAUCUUCAGCCUCCUUGCUAUCGCCAUCGACAGAAUCAUUGCGAUCCGCAUACCCCUCAGGUACAAUGGCUUGGUGACUGGCUCUCGAGCCAAAGGUAUCAUUGCCAUCUGCUGGGUAUUAUCUUUCAUCAUUGGCUUGACACCCAUGCUAGGGUGGCACAAGCGCUCCCAGAUUGAAGAGCUGGGUACUAAUAAGUCCUCUCCCAUCAACUGCAGCAACAGUAUGGUGGUGUGCCUAUUUGAGGCGGUGGUCACCAUGGAGUACAUGGUCUACUACAACUUCUUUGCCUGUGUAUUGUUGCCCCUCCUCCUCAUGUUUGGUAUCUACUUGAAAAUCUUCAUGGCAGCCCGGCGACAGCUCAAGCAGAUGGAGAACAAGAUGGUACACGGGGAGCGCUCACGCUCCACUUUGCAGAAGGAAGUCCACGCGGCCAAGUCUUUAGCCAUCAUUGUUGGAUUGUUUGCAGUCUGUUGGCUUCCACUACAUAUUAUUAACUGUUUUACCCUUUUUUGCCCUAAUUGUGCCCAUGCUCCCCUCUGGUUGAUGUAUUUGGCCAUUAUCCUGUCCCAUGCCAACUCAGUGGUAAAUCCUCUUAUUUAUGCCUACCGGAUCAGGGAGUUCCGAUACACCUUCCGCAAAAUCAUCAGCCAGCAUAUCCUGGGCAGGAAGGAGCAGUUCAAGGCAGGAACGGCCAGCAUUAGGACUUCCACCCACGGCGGGGAUGGCGAGAAUGCCAGUAUACGAAUCAGUGAGUAUGCACUGGAGGUAUACACCAAUGGAGAGAUUCACAGGGAUCCUGAAAAGCAGGACUUGAACAAAUGCAAAGCUGUCUUGGAAUGGCACCAGAAUGGGAAUGCUCUGGACAUGGAGACAAAUGGGCAUCUCCCACAUUCCUGCAGAAAUGGAAUUCUCUCAGAUGCAUGCAUGAACAGAGAGCUUCACAGCGAAGAGCUAAUUGAUGCCCAGGUGUCUUACUCGGAUCUAGAAAGCACAGCCUUCGCAGCAGCUGAUGUUUCCUGAUGAGUCCUUCAAAGUCUUCCUGGUAGAAUUAUUUUAUUUUCCGUUGGUGGCCUCUGCCAUGGCAGAAAAGGAGUCUGGGGGGCGGGGGGAGAGGUGUGUAUUCAGAUUGCUGUGGAGAAAGGGGUCCUUACCCAGGACUCUUGGGAUGACCCUAAAUACUAGACUGGAGAAAAGCCAAGAGACCAUCGAAGUGGACUAAGAAAGGAGGGACAUGCUGCCCAUCACUGACCUGUCAUCAAGAGCAGUGCGAAGGUCAAAGAUGGCAUUCCAAGGUCAACACUGGGAGACUCUCAUGAUGCGGAGCAUAUCAUGACGUUAUGCUGUACUGCGUGUCUGUGGUUGUACAUCAGUUUUGCUGUUAUUACCAACAGAAAUAAAACCAUGGCUGGAAGUAUUCACUUAACUGCAAAGAGCAACAGGGAGGGACCUCCAAUUCUUUGGCCCUGCAACAAAUGGAAGGAGGAUAGCAACAUCUAUUGGUCAGGAAGGAUGCCAGCAGCUAUUUGGAGGAGGAAUUUACCUGAGGGGAACUUUGGAUACCUUCAACCAUGACAUUUUGUCUUUCAGUUUGUGUUUUUAAAGCUUAUACUGCAACAGGUUGCUUGGACAUUUUUUCUUGUCUUGUUUAGAUUCCAUUAUGUUAAGUUAUAAAGAUGGGCAAGAACUCAUAGCCGUUCCCUGAGCGCUCAGUGUUCCAGAUGCACAAGACAAAUAUAACCUCAUAGCUCUCCACUCUGUCAAACAAAUCAUGAAAAACCAAGACCGUAAUGUGGAGUUCCCUUAGCAAAAGGGCUGUUAGCAGGACGCGGUGCUCGACCUUGCAGGGCUGUGUUACCAGGGCUGGUAGUGCCCCGAGGUGGUGUGGGGAGCUAUCAGGUGGGAGGUGUCCGCAGGCUGGUGGGCACUGUCUGGCUACUGCUUUUUCCCUCUGUGUCUAUGCUUGUCCUGGGGUCCUGGAAUGCAAAUUAUCUUUGUGGUCCUAAGUUUUCAUUCUCAUUCAAAAUGCUAUGGGAUGGGGUUUGUUUUCCUUUUUUUUUUGAGGGUGGGGGGUGGAAGGGAUAAGGGGGAGGAAGGCAACGUGGGACGGGACAUACUUAUUACUUACUUCUGGAAUCCCCAUGAGCUCUAUUUGAACACCUUUUCUCCUGUGAUUUCAGUUGCUUCCUGAUGUGCUUUACUGUGAAGCCUGAUGUAUCCCUGCAGUGCAGAGGCCAGCAGAUCUGGGUCUGUCUGAUUAGAAGAUGCUCCUACUCUGAGGAGCUGGCAACAAUCAGUAGUAGUGGAAAUCUGCUCAGAAACUGCAGUAGUCUGUGUAAGAGAGAGAGGCAAACCUGCCGCAGCAAAGGUAUGCACUGAUAAGGUUUGUUGUAGAGCAGUUUCACAGCGGUUUGGUAACUUCCUGUAUCACUUGUUAGCUCUAUCAGUAUCACUUGUAGCUCAAGGAUAGCAGAGAGCCAUGCUAGCUUGUAUUCUACCUAAAUCUUGUUCAGUCUUUGUUUUAAGGACAAAUAUUCCACGCCCAAUGCCACUAGCCUUCUGGGGAGACAGGCAAGUCAUACUAGACAUGGUCCUACAAGAAGGCUAGAAGUCUGGUAAUUCCAGGGAUCUGGACUUUUUCCAUAGCUGAAAACAUCAGAGGUGUCAGCCCACAACCCUGGGUCCUCCUCAUAUCCCUCCACUGAUGUUUCAGAACCCAAAUAGUCUCAUUUGCAGGAAGGAAAGGGGGACUGGAUUUUGAUAUUUGGGGAAGAACACAUUAGGUUUGUGUGUUCUCAUUCCAUGUUUAUUUUAAAAAAUGUGAAGUAUUAGAAUGACAGGCAGUUUUAUUUGAAGAAACUUUUCUUUUUUACCAGUCUGUCUGCAUGAAGGUGGGGAGUAGUUUAGAAUGUUGAAUGUGUUCAAGUACGUAACUGCUCUAGGCUAGCACAAAGCUUACUGUGAGAUGGAUAAAAAGAUGUGGUUGCCACCCCAAUCCUUACCAGGAAGACAGACAAGUAUGAAGAACAAUAGCAUCCACAGUUCAGCUGCUUUCUUGGCACGGCUCUUCCACGUAGUCUUAACGUCAGAGGAGUGGAUUAUCACUCCAGCACCACUAACAAAUACUAAGCUACUUCUCUGUGACUGACGUUGCAGGUAGUUCCUUUGUAGGGUGUUUGGGAUCUUGUUACUCUCGGUCUUGAUGGAAUAUUUCUGUAGGUUGUGUGCAGGAUGACUCCUCUGGCCUCCUGAAACAGCAGCAGAGGAAUUCAGUCAGGAAAAUGGGGGUCUGAACUCUUUGGGCCUCAGCUGGGAGCUGAAAUGUUUCUAAGAAUAACACAAGAUUACAUCCGGUAUUCAUGUCAAUAACAAUUAGGUCCACAAAGAAGCAGAGCAGGGGAGGAAGUGUGGGAAAAUACCAGCAUUGCUCAUGUGCUGGAACACACGCGAGUGCAGAAGUGUCUCCUGUUGAGCUUUAGUUGCCAUUGUAAAGGGAUAUUUUAUGCCACGUUGCAUCAGAUUUUCAACAGCUGAUGUAGGUUGGUUGCUUUCUAUUGUUUCCUGGGCUUCUUCACACUCAAUUAUGGGAGUAGCUUGCUUGCUUGCCACAGGAAUAGAAUUGAACUAUGCUGAUGUGACACACUUAAGAUUGUCUCUCUGGAAAACUUUCCUGCCCAACCGGAUCGCCAUGCAAGCUGACUUUGCGUUUCCAGAUGUCUUGAAAUCAGUUUUUCUCUCACCGAUUGAUGUGCCCCCCAAGAGUGUCCAGUCCCUUUCAAUAGUAGUGAUCUAGAUGUGAAAUGAAAAGGGUAUGUGAAGGGGCCAGGGGAUGUGUGUAGGAGGAAGUGCAGUGGGUGUAAGGAGGCAGCAUGUUCUAUACAGCAUUGGAAGUCUGGUCACAGGAAGGAAGAAUGGCCAAUUGCGCCACAUGCUGUGUGCCUUCUGGCAAACAUAUGUCUGAGAUGGACCUUCAGAAGAUGUUUCCAAAGCAGUUCUUGGAGGGGGAGCAUGAACCUUUUGAACAGAAAUUUUGGAAUUCUUAUUUGUUUCCUAGGGAUCAUGAUUUCAAGGCUUCCAUCCCUUUUUUUAAGAAAAAGAAGUUUUAAAGUCCUAUGAAUGAAGCCUGCUCUUCUCUCCUUCUGCCAGUGCCUUCUAGUCUUAAGAAAAGUACCUCUGCCAAACUACACAGGGCAAGGAUCAUUUUUAAAAGUUAAAUAUUUUUUUCCUAACCUCCCCACUCAUAUCCCGAUUUUCUUCCCAGCUGAAGAUGUAGCUAAUGAAAUAGCUGUUCUCGAUAAGCAGAGACGGUACCAAGAUGAAAGGAAGAAUGAGGUGACCAUCAGGAGAGGCUAGAGAAGAUUUUCUUGGGAAUCCAAGGUGCAGUGGGUCCAAAAAGUAAGAGCUGGUGUAAGAAGAGGCUAAUUUCAUUGAAUUGGAACGUGUUACUAAAAAUGGCUCACAACCCAUAGAGAGAUGUGGUGCCUCGUUCGGUGUGAGGGCAUUCCAUGAAUUUCAGCAUUCCCUUGAGACUCUUAGGCUCCAGGGUUUAUUUGCUUUAUAGGGUUUUGGAGAAAGUAAAAUUCUGAUCAGUUGCCAGGAGUAAUUUUAUCUAGAGUUCUUCUUAGGUCUGUCUUCUCUAUAGGACACUGUUUUUUGUGUGUGCAAAUGCACUUAAAAAACUUGUCCUGCAGUUUCCUUUUGUAUCAGCAGUGUUUCAAAGCUCUGUGCAAGCUUGGACUGCAGCUCUUGAACAGAGCUGAGCAAGAGGAGAAAGAGGCUGAUGCUGGUUUGACAGAGGGCACUAGCAAAGGGGCACGGUAGGACAGGGGGGGUUGCUGUAGACAGAAGGGACUUGUCACUAGUCCCAACUGGUGCUUGCAAGCUUAUUGUGCAGAUGAGCUUGGGGGUUACAUGGAGUAGUCUGAAACUUUAUCGUUCUUUGAACUUUGUAAAGAAGCUCCAGAGGAUGCUGGAGGAUGUAGGAAAGUCUCUAAGGUGUGAGAGCAGACUGGAGUGUUAGGGUUAGAUGGGAAAUCUCGGUGGGAAAGGAGGAUUUGUGGGGUGUGUUUGGGAGGAUUUCAGGGGAGUGGGAAUGUGCUGGGAGGUGCUGGGGAUUGCACAGAUGGUCUCUGGGAAGUGGGGCUGGCAUGAGCCCAGGGCAUGACUUGCUGAGGAAGGACUCUGGAAGUGUUGUGUGGUCUCAUGGCUCCUCAGGAUCAUGGCAGAAAGGGAGGCAGCCUUGGCCCGUUAUCUACAGAGGGUUGACUUUGUCUGGUCUAAAUAUGACUGAGGUAGAGAGAUUUUUUCCUGGAUUAUCUCAUUUUCAGAUGCAUUGUCUCAUUUCAUGAGUGCGUUCAGGUGUAACAAAAGCCCUUCUGCUUCAUGAACAUGAACUGGUAACGCCCCCCUCUCCCCCUCAUCAAUUUAGCUGUGUUUUGUGGGAAGGACAAGCAUGCUGUAACUGCUGUGAUGCAUUAAAUCUGCAUAAUGCUCUCUAGUGGUGUUUGGUAGGCUUAGCUGCCUAAUAGUCAGUUCUCUCCUGAUCUGUUCUGGGCAUCAGACUGCUCUGAGAAAGACCAAGGAGCUUUGUCUUUCUAGCCUUGAGCUUCUGGCCUUCUUUACAGUAAAGCACAUCAAGAGUAACUAAAAUCACACCAGUUCCUUGUUUGCAUGAGAGGUGACUGAACCUAACAGACUGAGAAUCCCCAAAAGGGGACGAUGUUCUGUGUAACUCCCUGUCUGAUUCAUCUGCUGGGACUCUUAACACAAGCAUGCAUUGAAUUCAAGACUGGAACCUGUUGAUCUGAGAACAUCCUUUGCUUCCCUUGUUCUGUCCCAGGAGCUGGUAUUCCUGCCUCCGUCCUGUGGAGCAGUUGUCUCUGUGGUCUGUGAGCCAAGACACUAUGAACACCCUGCUGCACAUGCUGUCACUAGGAAACACUCUUUUAAUUUAAAUGUUUUAUGAAUAUAGUUGUUGUUUUCCCUCUGUUUGUCAGUUACCAGUGGGAGGGGAGGGAAAGGGGUGGGAGAAUCUGUGCAUGCAUAUGUAUUUAAAGUGCAUUGACCAAAAUUGUUUUUUAUUUGUUUGUUUUGAACCUGUGAAAUUUUCAUAUCUGUGAAGUCAUCAGACUGCUGGGCAGUGAGGAGCCACUGGUGCUGCUGAGUCUGUCUUGGUUACAUUUCUUAAUAAGCAUUAAAAUAAAAUAUAUUUGUAAAA